This is a messenger RNA of Syngnathoides biaculeatus (alligator pipefish), 4237 nucleotides long. RefSeq names its product TBC1 domain family member 9B. Gene Ontology annotation, molecular function: calcium ion binding. NCBI's taxonomy places the organism in Eukaryota, Metazoa, Chordata, Actinopteri, Syngnathiformes, Syngnathidae. The record is from RefSeq and is a predicted model, not a curated record. Bases 111 to 4100 code for a protein of 1329 amino acids. The transcript is spliced from 22 exons.
AAAAAAAAAAAAAAAAAAAGCCUCCCGCGAGAGCAAAACAGCGUCGUCGCCUCCGCCGUCUGCGGACCUUCCUCAAGUCUUUCUGACGAGCAGAACCUGCGAGUCGAAGCAUGUGGAUCCACCCGGAGGAGGUUCUGCUGGCCGGCCCGCUUUGGGUGUCCGAGCGGGCCAACCCCUUCUUCAUCCUGCAACGGCGGCGGGGACACGGCCGCGGCGGGGGGCUCUCGGGUCACUUUUCCUCUUCCUCUUCAUUUUUUCUCGAGUGCGAAAACCCAAUUCGCGUGUCCACUUGGGUUCGCGUUCGCGUUCACGUUCACGGGGUGGACUUUGGAAGCGACUGUCAGCUUGUUGAUUGCUUUUAUUGGUUUCUUGAGUCAAGUAAAGAAAAUGUGGCGCGCGGCCGUGUCGUCGUCUUGCUACCAGAAGCAAAAUACGGAGCGGUUCUGACUUCUGCUGGGACCAAAAUAACUUCACAUGGUCCAAAAAUACAAAUGAAAAUCUGUUGCUACCUUCGUAGGACCUGGACCUCUCAGUACCAACACAAGCGCUUUUUCGUUGGUGCAGGUCUUCUGGUGGGGACUCUGGACGUGGUUCUGGACUCCAGCGCCAGGGUGGCCCCCUACCGGAUCCUCCUCCAGACGGCCGACUCGCAGAUCUUCUGGAACGUGGCCUGCGGUUCCUCGCGGAAGGAGAUCACGGAGCACUGGGAGUGGCUGGAGGCCAACCUACUGCAGACCGUCUCGGUCUUCGACAACGACCACGACGUCGCCACCUUCGUCAGGGGCAAGAUUUCCGGCAUGAUCGCCGCCGAGGAGAAACGUGCGACGGCGGGCGAAGACCACCAGGUGGACUGCGAGAAGUUCCGGGAAGCCGAGCUGAAGAUGCGCAAACUGUUCGGGAUGCCCGAAGAGGAAAAGCUGGUCAACUAUUAUUCAUGUAGUUGCUGGAAAGGUCGCGUGCCCAGGCAGGGUUGGCUCUACCUGAGCGUCAAUCACCUCUGCUUCUACUCCUUCCUGCUGGGGAAGGAAGUGGCCCUGGUGGUCCAGUGGACGGAAGUGACCCAGCUGGAGAAGAACGCCACCCUGCUGUUUCCGGAGAGCGUUCGCGUGACCACUCGGACGGACGAGCACUUCUUCUCCAUGUUCCUCAACAUCAACGACACCUUCAAGCUGAUGGAGCAGCUGGCCAACAUGGCCGUGCGCCAGCUGCUGGACAACCAGGCCUUCGCCGCCGACCGCUCGCUGCCCAGACCCCGCAAGACCCUCAAGAACGUGUCUGUCCUCAAGAGGGACCUGGACGCGCGAGCCAAGAACGAGCGGUACCGGAGCACUUUCCGCCUGACGCGGGACGAGCGUCUGGACGGCCACACGGACUGUACGCUGUGGACGCCCUUCGCCAAGACGCACGUGGCGGGCCAGCUCUUCAUCUCCAACAACUACAUCUGCUUCCAGAGCCGAGAAGACGACGUGUGCCAACUCAUCGUCCCGCUCAGAGAGGUGUCCGUCGUGGAGAAGGCGGACAGCAGCGGCGUUCUGCCGUGUCCCGUGUCCAUCAGCACCAAGAACAAAAUGAACUUCCUGUUCGCCAACCUCAAAGAUCGAGACUUCCUGGUGCAGCGCAUCUCUGACUUCCUGCAGCGGACGCCCGACGCCGCUCCUCUGGCGGCUGUGGCGUCCUCCCCCGCUGCGGCCGAGGAGCGGCGUUACGACCUGGACGUCCCCACGGCCACACGAGGUCUCCUGCAGCUUUACCGCAAGGACGCUCCGGAGGACCUGGGACCCGAAGCCGUUUCGGCCUCCCUCGCGCACACGACGUCCUCUCUGCUGUUUCAUCAUUCAUCACAAACGUUCGAGGCGAGCGAGUCGGCCGCCGAGGGAAACGGGACCUUCCGACGAGCGAGCGGGGGCGGGGCUUCAUUAACUCGACCGCCGCCGUCGUCGCUCGUUUCGGCGGAUGAGCGGCCGGCGACCGAGGGAGUGGUUUGGCGAACGGGCGCGCUGACGAGUCAUUCGUUGGUUGAAGCGAGUCCGCCGCGCGCGUCGUCGGUGGGCCGGUUCUGUGGCUUUUUCGUCUUGUUUGGUGGAAGACGGCGGGUGUCGGCUUGUGGUUUGUGUCAGAUGAAGGAGAAGAUGAAGGAGGAGGCGUGGAACAUCCACUUCUCCGAGUUUGGCCGAGGAGUCUGCAUGUACAGGACGUCCAGAACCAGAGAACUGGUCCUCGCCGGCAUUCCCGAGAGCCUCAGAGGAGAACUCUGGCUGCUCUUCUCAGGAGCGCGGAACCAGAUGGCGAUGCAUUCUGGUUACUACGGCGACCUGGUGGAUCAGACCGCGGGUCUGAGCUCUUUGGCGACGGAGGAGAUCGAGCGAGACCUCCACCGCUCCAUGCCCGAGCACCGAGCCUUCCAGAACCAGACGGGCAUCGCCGCCCUGCGCCGGGUCCUCACCGCCUACGCCCACAGGAACCCGGGCAUCGGAUACUGCCAGGCCAUGAACAUCGUGACGUCGGUGCUGCUGCUGUACUGCACCGAGGAGGAGGCCUUCUGGCUGCUGGUGGCGCUGUGCGAACGCAUGCUGCCGGACUACUACAACACCAGGGUCGUGGGCGCUCUGGUGGAUCAGGGGGUGUUCGAAGACCUGACGCGGGCUUUCCUGCCCAUCUUGUACGAGCACAUGCAGGAAUUGGGCGUGAUCUCCACCAUCAGCCUGUCCUGGUUCCUCACCCUCUUCCUGUCCGUCAUGCCCUUCGACAGCGCCGUGCUCCUGGUCGACUGCUUCUUCUACGAGGGCAUCAAAGUCAUCUUCCAGGUGGCGCUGGCGGUGCUACACGACAACAUGAACGCCUUAUUGGCCUGCAGCGACGAGGGCGAAGCCAUGACGGUCCUGGGAAGGUACCUGGACAACGUGGUGAACAAGCAGCUGGCGACGGCGCCCGUCCCCCGCCUGCACGCCCUCCUCACCGGCGGAGACGAGCCGCCCCCCGAGAUCGACGUCUUCGACCUCGUCAAGACCUCCUAUGAGACGUUCGGCGGCCUUCGCUCCGAUGUCAUCGAGCAGAUGAGGUUCAAGCAGAGGCUAAAGGUCAUGCAGUCGCUGGAAGACACGGCCAGGCGGAGCGUGGUGAGAGCGAUGAUGACCGAGUCGGCCUUCGGCAUCGACGAGCUGGAGGAGCUCUACUGCCUCUUUAAGGCCCAGCACAUGAGCAGCCGCUACUGGGGCUCCGGCGGGUCGGCGGCGGCGGCGGAGCGCCACGACCCCAGCCUGCCGUAUUUGGAGCAGUACCGCAUCGACGCCGUUCAGUUCUCGCAGCUCUUCUGCGCCCUGACCUCCUGGAGCUGCGGCGGACACACGGCCACCCUGGCCCGGCGGCUCUUCAGGACCCUGGACCGCGACCGGGACGGCCUGGUCAACUUCAAGGAGUUCGUCACGGCACUCAGCGGGACGUACCACGGCGACAUGACGGACAAGCUGAAGACGCUCUACAAGCUCCACCUGCCGCCCGCUCUAGGUCCCGAGGAGGCGGAGUCUGCUCCGGAGGCCGAAAACGUCUUUGGCGAUCAAACGGCGAAAGAAACUUCCGUCCCGUCGACCGCAGAGGCGUCGGGGCCGCCGGAAACGAGCUCAGGUGACGUAGCCGAGCGCCCGUCGGGCCGCGGCGGCGCCGGCGAGGACAAGAAAGAGGACUACAGGUACUACCUGAGGAUGUGGGCCGAGGAGAAGGAGCCCAAGCGGGAAUCCGUCCAGGAUCUUCCUCCGAUGAAUCAGGAGCAGUUCAUCGAGCUGUGCAAGACGUUGUACAACAUGUUCAGCGAGGACGAGCGCGACGAGCAGCGGCUGUACCACGCCAUCGCCACCGUCGCCAGCCUGCUGCUGCGCAUCGGCGAAGUCGGCAAGAAGUUCAACAACAGCAAGUCGGAGGCGACGGGCGCCGACGGCGACGCCGACUGGUCCAUCAGCUUCCGGCAGGUCCUGGCGUCGGUGCUGACCGAGCCGCCCCUGGUGGACUUCUUUGAGAGGAAGCGGGACAUCCGGGACAAGAUGGCCGCCCGCGAGGCCCGGCAAGCGGCGCUCCGCCAGACCGCGUCCGUCUCCUCCGACCUCUGACCGCGACCGCCUCCCUUCCUUCCUCUUUCACAAUAAAAGACUUCCGGGAGGGAAAACAAAUCUGUUGGAGGAAAACCAAUUUGGAAGGAUUUUUUUUUUUUUUUAACUCUUGUAUGUUGUUUAUCUUUUUUUUUUUU